UUUCGGGACGGGGAGGUUUUGGGUCCGUCCCGCCCUUUUCGCGCAGGAGGAGGUGGCGGUCGGGAGCUCGGCGGGGAGCGGAGCGGCGCCGCGGGACCGGCACCAUGCCGCAGAACGAGUACAUCGAGCUGCACCGCAAGCGCUAUGGGUACCGUCUGGAUUACCACGAGAAGAGGAGGAAGAAGGAGGGACGCGAGGCUCAUGAGCGGUCGCGGAAGGCGAAGAAGAUGAUCGGGCUGAAGGCAAAGCUGUACCAUAAGCAAAGGCAUGCCGAGAAGAUACAGAUGAAGAAAACAAUCAAAAUGCAUGAAAAGAGAAAUACCAAGAAAAAGAAUGAUGAAAAAACACCUAAAGGAGCUGUACCAGCCUACCUGCUGGACAGAGAGGGCCAGUCCCGGGCUAAGGUUCUCUCUAACAUGAUCAAGCAGAAAAGGAAAGAAAAAGCUGGGAAAUGGGAGGUUCCUGUGCCAAAGGUCCGUGCACAAGGAGAAACGGAAGUGUUAAAAGUAAUUCGUACAGGAAAGAGAAAGAAGAAGGCCUGGAAGAGAAUGGUUACAAAAGUUUGUUUUGUUGGAGAUGGCUUUACCAGGAAGCCUCCUAAAUACGAGCGAUUCAUUCGACCAAUGGGCUUACGUUUCAAGAAGGCACAUGUGACACAUCCUGAACUUAAAGCUACUUUUUGCCUACCUAUCCUUGGUGUAAAAAAGAAUCCAUCUUCUCCUUUGUACACAAGUCUGGGUGUAAUUACCAAGGGUACUGUCAUUGAGGUGAACGUGAGUGAGCUUGGCCUUGUGACACAGGGAGGCAAAGUUAUCUGGGGGAAAUAUGCACAAGUCACAAACAAUCCAGAAAAUGAUGGCUGUAUUAAUGCGGUUCUACUUGUUUAAGUUGUUUAAUACCAAGCAUUGAACAUGGGCUCCUGCAAAAUCAGUGAAGUUUCAAGAGGUUUGCAAGAUCCCUGGGACCAUUCGAGAACGCUGAUCCUGCAAGCUGGCCAGGAACUUAAAUGUGCCAGAAACAACUGCUGGAGAUUUUAUAUUUAUGGUAUUUGCUCCAAAUAAAGUGAUUCAAUUUUCAUGUUU
Molecule: messenger RNA, 1082 nt
Organism: Calypte anna (Anna's hummingbird)
Lineage: Eukaryota; Metazoa; Chordata; Aves; Apodiformes; Trochilidae
Gene: NSA2
Product: NSA2 ribosome biogenesis factor
Exons: 6
Coding region: 105-887 (260 amino acids)
Biological process (GO): maturation of LSU-rRNA; maturation of 5.8S rRNA
Cellular component (GO): nucleolus; preribosome, large subunit precursor
Source: RefSeq, a predicted model, not a curated record